Messenger RNA from Darwinula stevensoni, 1139 nucleotides. Lineage: Eukaryota; Metazoa; Arthropoda; Ostracoda; Podocopida; Darwinulidae. The record is from the annotation of a GenBank genome assembly.
ACCGGUACUACAUGUAUUAUUACCAUAAUUUGUUUUAACAGGUGUUCUACCUCCCAACGGCGUUGCUGGGUGCCCCACCGAGUCAUAUUCUAGUCCACACCCAAUUGAACGUUCUCUACCAGUUCUGGAUUCAUACAGAGACUAUUUCCUCCCUGGGACCUCUCGAAUAUAUCAUCAACACCCCAUCGCAUCAUCGAAUUCAUCACGGAUGCAACCGAUACUGCAUAGACAAAAACUAUGCAGGAGUGCUCAUCAUCUGGGAUCGAAUUUUUGGGACGUUUGAACCCGAAGGUGAACAAGUUGCCUAUGGCCUUACCCACGCAGUCAGCACUUUCAAUCCGAUCAAACUCCAACACAAGGCUCCGAUGCAGAAAUAUCAGCCACAGAGUGUCAGGCAUGUUCAGGUCUAUGCCUUCAUACAGUUUCUAACUGGUGUCAUGACACAUGCCCAGUUCAUGGCCAUACACAAGACUUGGCACUUCCAUCAAGCGCUCCUGUUUCUUGGCUACAUGGGACUCUCGACGUUGAGCCUUGGACUGAUACCAACCCGAACUGCUCCAAUAGGACCUGACCAAGGAAUAUCUGAUAUGCUCAGGGCAGCAGAAGCAGCAUUGAUGGCCAAAACUUCAGGGUCAUGCACACCAUCCACUGACAGGAGAUUACAAAUGAUCUGUGUUUCUCCUGAAAAUGCAAGAGGGAACAUGGGUCUUAAAGACCGGUCAAUCAUGCGACUGGUGAGGACUUCCUUGUCGGUGGGACCUCGUUCCCGUCGAAGAAAGUUCAUGGGGAUGCGUCCAGCUGCAGCUGCUUUCUGGCGAAAGUCAACACUUACCCUGCACAUGGCCCGGAAUUGCGUCCAAGAAGCAGGCGGGCGAGACCUGCCAUGCAAGCGUCUCAUGGGCUGUAUGAGGAUCACGCUCAUCGUAGAAUUGACGGAAGCUUCAACGAAAAGACAUCACACAUCGGGUCCUGUCGACCACGAGGAAGAACGAGCUGCGCCUGCCGGGGAAGCACGUGGAGUGCAGCCUACGAGGGGCCAUGAUCGAACGUCGCGACACCUCUACUACUUCGUCGGCGAGAAUAGAUUCGACGUACACUGUUUUCGGAUUGAAUUGGUACCCCCCACCCCUCCCCCCUAG